This is a messenger RNA of Danaus chrysippus (African queen), 759 nucleotides long. The record is from the annotation of a GenBank genome assembly. Lineage: Eukaryota; Metazoa; Arthropoda; Insecta; Lepidoptera; Nymphalidae.
AUGAAGUUUGCUUGCUGCAAUUUGACGACAGGUGUCGCUAGUGACUGCUUGUUGUGUACAAAGUGUGGUCACAAUUAUCACUUUAGAUGCUUACACCCAACCGAUAAACGUAAAGAAUUAUCACUGGAAUUAAAAAAACACUGGAUUUGUCCUGAAUGCACAAUAAAUCAACCCAGAACUGCGAGAAACGACAGUACACCAGUGCGAGUGCAGACCAAUGAAAGUAAUGUAAACUCGCGUAGAGGUGCUGCUUCUGGUAUAUAUGAGGAUUUUGUUUUGGAUUCUGCUGAUAAAACAUCUUUUAUUGUAUUGAUUAGAUCUAUAAUCUCAGAAGAAUUAGCCAGUUUAAAAGGUGAUUUUAAAACUUCUAUGUAUCCCAUUCAAGAAGAGUUAAAAACAUUUAAAAAAGAAUUUGAAAUAAUAAAAGUAAGUUUGGAUUUUAUAAAUUCAAAAUUUGAUGAAAUUAAUAAACGAAUUGAAUGCUGUGAAGGUGAAAUGAAUGUUUUAACUCAAAAAUGUAUGGAAAUCGGUAAGCUGUGCAGUUCUGUGGAAGAAAUUGAAUUUAAUAAUAAUAACCGAGAACAGUGGGCCCGAAAAUCUAAUGUUGAGGUUUAUGGGAUUCCAGAAAGAAAAAAUGAGAACCUGAUCUCGUUGUUACAAACAGUUUUUGAUAAAACACACUUACAAUUUAAUAUAAACACGGAUAUUGACUUCAUCACCAGAGUCGCUUCUAAAAAAAAACGAUGUGAAGAAAUCUAA